AAAAUUGUCGCCAUGGUACAGGGAUGACUCACGAGGAGUUUACAGCUCGCUGAGCUCAAUUUAUAUACCUGUGAUGGCAGAGUUGCAAGAUUUAGUGGAACGUUUGGAGAAGUCUGUCAAACGACUGGAGUUGGCAUCUUUGAAGAUACCAGGUGCUCUGACCCCAGUUUCUGAUGCAGUGAAUGGGGACAAUGGAGUUCAAGAUCUGGCACCAUAUGUGGAAGCUUUCGAUGUUGUGCUGACGGGUGCUGUUGCAGACUUUGUGAAGCACAGCAAGAUCCUUGGGGAGGAUGUGGAGGAACAUGCAAAGAUGUUUAGUGCAGCUUUUGAAGCCCAGAGAGAUUUCCUCGUGAUGGCCUGUAAACGCCAGCAGCCUUUGGAGAAUGAGAUGAAUGGACUUCUCAAACCCAUAUCUGACAGAAUUCAGGAGAUCCAGAACUUUCGGGAGAAGAACCGUGGCAGCAAGAUGUUCAACCACCUAUCAGCUGUUAGCGAGAGCAUCACAGCACUGGGGUGGGUUGCAGUGGCCCCUAAGCCAGGUCCUUAUGUCAAGGAGAUGAAUGAUGCAGCCACCUUCUAUACUAACAGGGUGUUAAAGGAGUACAAGGAUAUUGACAAGAGACAUGUAGAAUGGGUCAAAUCAUUCCUCAGUAUUUGGACAGAGCUUCAGGCCUACAUCAAGGAGUACCACACCACUGGGCUCUUGUGGAACAAGGCUGGUCUUGCAAUGUCUCCGCCAUCUUGUGGCCCUUGUCCCCCGCCUCCACCUCCUCCCCCUCCUGGGCCCCCUCCAGUCCUGUUGUCAGAAACAUCAAAGGAUGAGGCAUCUGUGGCACGUUCCCAGCUCUUUGCUCAGCUUAAUCAAGGAGAAGGAAUCACAAAAGGUCUCCGCCAUGUCCCUGAUGACCAGAAGACUCACAAGAAUCCAAAUCUUCGUCCACGGAGUGGAGCUGUCAAUUCCCCAUCAAAGAGUCACAUGACCAGUCCUACGUCUCCCUUGUCCCCUCCACAACAGCCGAGGGCGCCUGCGCUGGAGCUGGAAGGAAAGAAGUGGAAAGUGGAAUACCAGGAAAAUAAUAACAAUCUUGUCAUUUCUGAGACUGAACUAAAGCAUGUUGCCUAUGUCUAUAAGUGCAACAACUCCACACUGAAAAUCCAAGGCAAAGUCAAUUCCAUUACAGUCGAUUCUUGUAAAAAGCUUGGCCUUGUGUUUGACAACGUGGUGGGAAUAGUUGAAAUCAUCAAUUCCAGAGAUGUGCAAGUUCAGGUCAUGGGCAAAGUACCAACCAUAUCUAUAAAUAAGACAGAGGGAUGUCACAUAUACCUCAGCGAAGAGUCUUUAGGAUGUGAGAUUAUCAGUGCCAAGUCUUCUGAAAUGAAUGUCUUAAUUCCUCAGGAUGAUGAUUAUAAAGAGUAUCCAGUCCCUGAACAGUUCAAGACUACAUGGAAUGGUUCAAAGCUGUUUACUGAAGCAGCAGAGAAUGUUGGCUAACUGCCGAAGUUACAAGCUGUUCUGUAAUUCAUGUGUUGUACUCCAGAGUUAUAGUUCACCGUAAUGCAAUUUUACACUUUGUGUAGCCAUAGCAUAUAAUACCACAAUAGUCAGACACCUUGCAGUAGCUGCAUUACAAGUGGGGGUGCAACAAUUGAUGGUCUUACUGACGGUCUAUGUUUUUACCAACUGUGGGUUACGACGCUUGUACAUAUUUUCAGUGCAUUCGACAUCUUUGUACUUUUAGAGCUUUGUAUGACAAAAUCUCACCCAGUUCUUUCAUCAGUUUAGAUAACCUAGGAUUUCAAUUAAUUCAAAAUUAAUCAUUGCCCCUGUUAGUUAAAGUCAAUUUUAUAAUUGUGCAUCUCAACAUAGUGUCCCUUUCUUGCCUCUUUUCUUUUAAUUUCCAUUGAAAUUUAACCCAAAGACAAUAAUCUCGAAUACAUAGUUGCUGUGAAACGGUUUCAGUUAGUGUUCCAUAUGUUCCCCCUUGUGUUGCUGAUAAAUUGUUCCAGUAUUACGGAAUAUUUUGCCACAUUUUCUUGGUCAGGAUGGAUGUUGCCCUUUCAGAGAAAAACUGGAUAACAAAUUGUGGUUUUAACAAACAAUUUCUUUUUGUGUUUCAAUGCCUUUAUUAAUGCACUUUUCAUUUUUCUUAAUUUUGUUUCGUUGACUAAGUUGCCCAUCAAUAUUGAGUCUAUAUUUGUAACUGUGGAAGAGGACUCUUCAUUUGCAAAAUAAGCUAACACCUGCCUUUUCAUAAGGUGUUGGCAUAAUGUGAUGGUAGGUACAAGCAGAGACGGGAGCCCUAACAGUAGUUUCUAAUCACUUUCCCUUCUCCAAGCUUUUACUAAAACGGCCAGGCCAUUUCAAAGUAAUCAAGAGCAUAGAUCAAAGAUUCAGAUCUGCAGACUUAUAUUGUUCAGUGUCUUGUUAAGGCAGCAGUCAGAUCCUGGCAGAGACAUUACAAUGUAAUGGCUUGCAUACACCUCAUGUUAUUCAGGUACCAAGAUGUCCUCGCUCACUGCACCUGCAAGUUUGACGUAGACUUCUACCAUUCUAAGUUUCAAAGUUUGUCCUUGACAAUAUCUUAGUGUAGAAAAUGGAUACAGUUUGUUGCAACGUAGUAUUGCAGUUGUUCCUGUUGAUGAGCUUAUUUUUGAGGGAUUAGUUACUGUAAUUUGUAAUAUCACUAGACAAUUUGAAGACUACUGUUAUGUGUCACAAGGAAGGCAUUCUACAAAUAAAAACUGAACUGUUGCAAACAA
Carcharodon carcharias (great white shark) is the source of this 2760-nucleotide messenger RNA. RefSeq names its product cyclase associated actin cytoskeleton regulatory protein 2 (gene cap2). Gene Ontology annotation, cellular component: cytoplasm. NCBI's taxonomy places the organism in Eukaryota, Metazoa, Chordata, Chondrichthyes, Lamniformes, Lamnidae. The coding region runs from base 74 to 1492 and encodes 472 amino acids. Gene Ontology annotation, biological process: cell morphogenesis; cytoskeleton organization; regulation of adenylate cyclase activity. The record is from RefSeq and is a predicted model, not a curated record. The transcript is spliced from 13 exons. Gene Ontology annotation, molecular function: adenylate cyclase binding; actin binding.